AUGGUUCUCAAUCGUAUCAGCCAGCAGCUUCCUAAUCUACAUGUUCUUUACAAAGAGGAAGCUGUUGUUAAAGUCACAUUAACUCUAUAUUUAUAUAUAUAUAUAUAUACCUCGAUAUCAAUCAUACAAUCAAGCGCAUCAAUCAAACGUCAAACACAAUCACAAUCACAAUCACAAUUACACAAUCAUACAACCAAUCAUAAUCACAUAUAUAUAUAUAUAUAUAUA
Messenger RNA from Acytostelium subglobosum LB1, 228 nucleotides. RefSeq lists its product as hypothetical. The transcript has a single exon. The record is from RefSeq and is a predicted model, not a curated record. The annotation marks the transcript as partial. Lineage: Eukaryota; Evosea; Eumycetozoa; Acytosteliales; Acytosteliaceae.